UUAGGAGAUGCUCCCUUCCAAUCCCCUGCCUCUGAAAAAGUGAAGAGAUCCGCAAUAGUCGCCCAUGUUGGUUUAUUGACAUGUUAGGGAGUUAUGAAUGGGAUGACCCGAAGGAAGAUGUUAGGGUUUUGAAACAGAAGAUGUCAAGCACGUCAUACCUCGAGAUCCCAUCAGGGCGCCCUUUACGUCAUUGCUCUGAAGAGGAAUCAAAAUGAGCUCAUCUGGAUACGGAACGAUCUCAGAAGAGGAGCCGGAAGAAGCGUCGUCGUCAAACAAAGAGUUCCUGCAGCGGGCAAAAGAGCAGCUCCAAACAAUUGUGGGCACAGCAAAACCAUGGAAGGACAUGAUGCAUCCUUCUCGCCUCGCACGGCCAUUCUCCUUCUUCAACUCCGUCCAGAGAAUGAAGAGGAAUGCGCGUGUUUUCCGCACGAACUACGUGGUGGUGAUAUUGUUCAUGGUGUUGCUCACUUUGCUGUGGCACCCCCUCUGCGUCAUCAUAUACUGCGCAUUGAUGGCGGCAUGGAUGGUGCUGUAUUUGGUGCGAGAUAACCCCCCGAGGGCUUGUGGGUAUGAGAUUGACGAGAGAUUGGUGGCGGUGUUGCUGCUAAUUGUGACAGUGGGAUUGGUAUGUCUGAGCAACGUGACAGAUAACAUAUUAGUGGGAGUGGGCGUCGGGGUGUUGAUUGUGUUAGUUCAUGCUGUUCUGAGAGAGACAGAGGAGGAUGAAGAAGAUGAAGCAGGCAUUCGUCUGAGACACGCUGCUUCCUCUUCUUUCACUACCUAAUUGAACUCUA
Messenger RNA from Neltuma alba, 794 nucleotides. RefSeq names its product PRA1 family protein F2-like. The transcript has a single exon. NCBI's taxonomy places the organism in Eukaryota, Viridiplantae, Streptophyta, Magnoliopsida, Fabales, Fabaceae. Gene Ontology annotation, cellular component: endoplasmic reticulum; Golgi apparatus. Bases 212 to 784 code for a protein of 190 amino acids. The record is from RefSeq and is a predicted model, not a curated record. Gene Ontology annotation, biological process: vesicle-mediated transport.